Saccharomycodes ludwigii is the source of this 1377-nucleotide messenger RNA. RefSeq names its product putative serine--tRNA ligase DIA4 (gene DIA4). Gene Ontology annotation, biological process: mitochondrial seryl-tRNA aminoacylation. Bases 1 to 1377 code for a protein of 458 amino acids. Lineage: Eukaryota; Fungi; Ascomycota; Saccharomycetes; Saccharomycodales; Saccharomycodaceae. The record is from RefSeq and is a predicted model, not a curated record. Gene Ontology annotation, cellular component: mitochondrion. The transcript has a single exon. Gene Ontology annotation, molecular function: serine-tRNA ligase activity; tRNA binding; ATP binding.
AUGAUGCUAUAUAGGUCAUUUCAUAUAAAUGCGCCCUUAAAUAAAGUAUUGCGAUCACCCAAGUUUGAUGUGAAAAAUAUAAUAUCUAACUUAUCACUCUACACUGAUUCAGUGAAAAAAAGAGCAUUAGUCAAUGGUCCUGAAUUACUCAACAGCUUGCAAGAAUUACCCAAAUUGUAUAAUGACUGGAAGUUGCAAAAUAAUGAAUUGUCCAAAAUUCAGACAGAACGUAAAAAGUUGGAGUUGCAACUAUACAAAUUAAAGGGUAUUAGUGAACAAGGAUCAGACAAAUUUUCACUAAUAUCAGCAUUACAAGAUUAUAAACAAAAAACAAAAUUAAUUAUCAGUAGGAUUAAUGAUUUAAACUCUAGAAUACAUGGGACUUGCGAGGAUUUGCCAAAUCUGUUAGAUGCUUCGGUUCCAUUUGAUGGUAAACCAAAAAUCUAUAAAAUGAUCAAUCCGUUAGCAGCAUAUGUCCCUGAUCAGACCAGGGAUCAUUUAGAAAUCAUGACCAAACACAAAAAUUUAGUCGAUUUUGCCAAUGGUUCAUUGGUUACUGGUACCAGUUUUUAUUAUCUGAUUAAUGAGGGUGCUGAGUUAGAAUACGCUUUAAUCCAGUAUAGUUUGAGAAAGGCUAAAGCACAUGGUUUCCAAAUAUGUAUUCCUCCAAGUGUUGCAAGAAUGGAAAUCAUAAAUGCCUGUGGUUUCAGACCAAGAGAUAUGAACAACGAGCAACAAAUUUAUAAAAUUGAAAAAAAUAACACUGGCGAUGACGCUGAUGAACAAUUAGGGUUGAUUGCAACUGCGGAAAUCACUUUGGCAGGAUUAGGAAUCAACAAAGUGUUUACAAACUUACCAUUGAAAAAAGUAGGAGUUACUAGAUCAUAUAGGGCAGAAGCAGGUGCCAGAGGUAAAGAUACUAGAGGGUUGUAUAGAGUUCAUGAAUUCAGUAAAGUUGAAUUAUUUUGUUGGUGCAAGCCGGAAGACUCUAGUAGAAUUUUACAAGAUUUAAGAGACUUACAAAUAGAAAUCAUCACUGAACUUGGCUUAACUGCACAAGUAUUAAACAUGCCUACUAAUGAUCUAGGAGCCCCAGCUUAUCAAAAAUAUGACAUUGAAGUAUGGAUGCCGGGUAGAGGUACGUUUGGAGAAGUUACAUCUACAAGUAAUUGCAGAGAUUUCCAAAGCAGAAGAAUGAACAGUAAAUAUAUUGAUGAAAAUGGUGGUCAACAGUAUAUUCAUACCUUGAACGGUACGUGUAUGGCUGUACCAAGAGUUAUAUUAGCCAUUGUAGAAAAUUUCUAUAAUAAGGAAACGAAUACAAUUUCCAUUCCCAAAGUUUUGCAGCCUUUUAUGAAUAAUAAGGAGUAUAUUUAG